Molecule: messenger RNA, 2541 nt
Organism: Octopus bimaculoides (California two-spot octopus)
Lineage: Eukaryota; Metazoa; Mollusca; Cephalopoda; Octopoda; Octopodidae
Product: archaemetzincin-2
Biological process (GO): proteolysis
Molecular function (GO): metallopeptidase activity
Source: RefSeq, a predicted model, not a curated record
UACCCGGUGCAACCGGUGGUUGUAUCCUUUAAAUAUAUUUCUGGCUUAAUUACACUUUAUAAUUUCUUGAAUAAACUAAUUGCUUAACUUUAAACUUGAAAGCGUGAAGUUUAUUCUACUUGAAAACAGACCCAGCAAAAGCAUUUAAUGGAUUACUUAUAUUGGUGUUAUUUAUUAUUUGAAAGAAAAUAUAUUUUACUGGAAUGAUUUAAGUUAUACUUUGUUCGGUAUCUUAUAACUUUCCUGAGAAAAAAAAUAAAAAGGAGUACCUUUAUGACAAAGCAAGAAGAAUUUGUGAAAAAUAUAUACCAAAAAGAGAAAGAGAAAAAGUAAUUUCUGCCGUAAUGUCAAAAAAUGGCAAUUCCAGUUUCAUGUGUCCUUGGACAUCAAACAGUGACAAGAAAAAGAAAUUUCUUAUUGGAAAUCUUGAAAACAAAGGAAACAUCGAAAAGAAAUUGUACUCUCUUAGUUAUUCUGUGUUAGACAACAGCACAGAAAAUGAACUGUUUGUACAGAAAAUUCACAAUGCAAAUGUCUACAUGUUAGAACAGACAUACAUACAAUGGAAAGUUCUUUGGGAGACACAUGAUGUCCGCAAUCAGUGCCAGUGUAUUUUCCCCAUGAAGUCUAUUAUUUAUCUACAGCCACUCGGACACUUCCCUGAUUUUGUCUUAAGAUAUACGUUUCACCUUGGGAAUACUGAAAUGGAUUUGUUCACCCUUCUUCGAGAAUUCGCUCAGAUAUAUUUUCUUGGUUUUGAUGUCAAAAUCUGUCUCCCACUCUUCAAAGAUUCUGAACAUUCUGGAAUCAAAAGUCGAGUACACUCUGUCACUGGACAAAAGCAGUUCCUUUCUUCCAGUUUUUUUCCAUUUCUAAGAAAAAAACUCCCAAAAGAUGGUUACUGCAUUCUGGGAAUAACUUGGACUGAUCUGUAUCCUGCAGAAGAUUUGAACUUUAGUCUUGGAGAAUCUUCCUUUCAACACAAAUCAGGCAUAUUUUGCUUUGGCAGAUUUGAGCCUUUGUUGUUUCAAGCUGGACAACCAAUGUAUGAUAUAACGGAAGUUGAUGAAGGUUUGAUUUGGAAAAUGCUCAAGGUAACAGUUCAUGAAACAUGUCAUCUUUUUGGUCUAAUGCAUUGUGAGAUAUAUUCUUGUCUGAUGAAUAAUAGCACAUCUCUGGAGGAAGCAAUGAUGCAGCCUAUAUUCUUGUGUCCCGUCUGUCUCCAUAAAUUACAGAAAGCAUGCAAGUUUAGUUUGCAUAUGCGUUACAAUAGAUUGCAUCAGUUUUUCUCCGUCCUACAGGAUAGCCUACCAUAUUACAAAUUCAGAGAUUCUAGAGACUGGUUAAUGCAAUGUCUUGAAUUCAUCACUGAGGAUGAGAGAACAUUGUUAUAAGCCUUUUACUCUUUCACUUACUGCAGUCAUUUGGGCUAUGGCUACAGCCAUGCUGGAGCACUACCUUGAAAGAGAGUUUUGUCAAUGCAAUCAACCCAGUACUUAUUUUUAACAGAAAUGUAAAGAAACCAACACUGAUUUAUUGUCAAAUGGUGAGAGACAAAUUCAAAGAUAAAUAGACUCAUUUGCAUACACAUACACACAUUUUUCUGUCUAUCUAUCUAUCUACUUUUAUUAUUUGUGAGUUAACAAGGCUAUAACUGUGUUUCAUGCCCAAGAGAAAUCUCUGAACAAUUAUCAAGCCUGCUGUAUGAAACGUUGGUGCUUGUUUCCAUCUUGGAUGAGAAUACACAAUGCUAUAUGCAACUGUACGGGAUUUGGGGAUAAAUAAAUGAAUAUACAGAUCAUGGGAGGUAACUUAUAAGAAAAACCUAAUUGUUGUCUCCCUCGUAUUCAACCUGGAAUCUUUGUUGUGAUACAUUCACCAUGAAUUAGAAGUUGUGUUCGCCAUAAAUUGGUUAACCCCUUAAUCAUUGCAUGUGCACAUACCUGUGUACUUAUGUUUGUAUUUAUAAAUUUGAACAUGCAUGAAUUUUCUUGCGUGAAAUAAUUAAGGAAUUGAUUGAUGGUGAGCAACAUUCUAAGUGACAAAAUUCCAUGUAGUGGGUUUGAUAAUUGUUGAGAGAUUUCUCUCAGCAUGAAACCAAUGGUAGACUUUUAACCCACAAACAAAGAAAAUUUAUCCACCAAAGCAGCGUCAAGCACUAAUUCUCACUGUUCAAUAUUAGCACAUAUAUAUAUGUAUGUAUGUGUGUAUGUAUAUGUAAAUAUAUAUAUAUAUAUAUAUAUAAGAUUUUCUGGGCAGGGAACACUGACGGGGUCGGGGGCGUAGGAAUACUUCUAGCGGAGAAAUGGGUGGAUAAGGUAAUCGAGGUCGUUAGAGUAAGUGACAGAGUACUUAAGAUCAGACUAGUGCUUCAUCAUAGAUUAGCUACUGUCAUCUCAGCCUAUGCACCUCAACCUGGGCUACCAGAUGGUCUGAAAGACCAAUUCUAUGACACCCUCUUGCAAACUACCUCGUUGACGAGUGACAGGGACCUUCUCUUUGUGGCUGGAGACUUCAACGGUCAUGUCGGACGUCGUGCUG